Somion occarium is the source of this 1137-nucleotide messenger RNA. The record is from the annotation of a GenBank genome assembly. NCBI's taxonomy places the organism in Eukaryota, Fungi, Basidiomycota, Agaricomycetes, Polyporales, Cerrenaceae.
UAAGAUCUCCUGUAUCUUGCUCUCUGACUGUGGUAUACGUAUGGGUCUGCAGGAAUCAUUUCGGACCUAUCCUAAGAACCUGAGAGUGAAAAUUCUGAUGAUACUCCUCAAUAUACAUCGCGCGGGUGUAAAACAUACCGAUCUCAAAGUGCGAAAUAUAGUUCUUUCUCGCGGUUCUGAGAAAGAGCCCACAAUUAUCGAUUUCAAUAACGCUUCUGGUCACAACUGUCAAUUUAAUGGUGACAUUGAGGAUCUCGAGAUUGGGGGAUGGAGACCAUACUUUGCAAUCGUUGAAUGCCGGGAGAUAUAUUACACUUGCAGAGCCAUGGAUCUUUGGGUUCCAACUGAGACGGAGCACGAGGGAUGUACCGUUCCAACCGAGUGCCUUUCCUCUGCACAGGAACUCCUCGGUUAUAUGGAAAGAUAUCAUGGAAUGUCAGCCAAUUUGCAGGAGAAUAUCCGGAGUGCGGAGCGAUGUGUAGCUGCAUUCCAUAUCAUGUAUAGGAAUGAGCUUCGCGCUCUCGGCUUCUUGAAGACUUGAUUUGAUAUUGACUACCCGCUUUCCUAUGCUAGGAGAACCAUAACGAACUGGCCUAUCGAGUGAUUUAGCCUCAUCUACGUCGCCUCACCUCAGUAUCGCCAAAGAAAAAACAGUUGAAUACAUUUCUUUACAGUGGAGCGCCGGUAUCAAUCGCUCAUGUUUCUAGCUCUAAAUGAUAAUCCCAUCUUGCCACUGGACACGAACAUCUCUGAAUUUACGCCUCAGAAUCUCUCACUUCGAGUAAUGUAGAAAGCGCAAUCGUCCUCUGAUGGUUCUGGUACUAAGUCAAGAGCGGCAACGCGGACUGCUUCAAUAUUGGCGCGAUCGAAAGCAACAAAUACUUCUCUUUUGGAGCUGGCAUUCCUCGUCAAUAAUUACCAGCCUGCCUUCGCGCGUGCGCUUUGCACUGGUUAGAUGGAUGUUCUCGGGUGAUAUCUGCGCCAUUUUGACAAUGGCCACGAAAGGGCCGUACUUGGAAUGAUCAAGGCAUUUACUCCGGACGGACGAGGUCCACCUGUAGCUUAGCUAUAGGAAGUCCAAGCACGACAGGCUGAGCUUGCCAGUGCGCGGCGGUGAAAUACACCACAUGAAACAAU